This is a messenger RNA of Plasmopara halstedii, 2007 nucleotides long. RefSeq names its product integrator complex. The coding region runs from base 1 to 2007 and encodes 668 amino acids. Gene Ontology annotation, cellular component: nucleus. The record is from RefSeq and is a predicted model, not a curated record. Gene Ontology annotation, biological process: snRNA processing. NCBI's taxonomy places the organism in Eukaryota, Oomycota, Peronosporomycetes, Peronosporales, Peronosporaceae. The transcript is spliced from 2 exons.
AUGAACAUUUCAAUUGAGCGACUUGGGAACGGCGCUGCCUUCUGCCUUCGCGACGAGGUAACAGGUGUCACUGUACUGUUAGGCUGUGGUGAAGUGAAAGAUGAAAAGUUUUCGUCUUCAGAAGAUUUCAGUGUCGAGGAAUUUGAAAAUGUGACAACACAGUACCGACGCGAUCUUAAGGAUCUUCUUCGACGUGAUGGAGGCACUGUGGACGCCAUUUUGAUACCGGACUAUCGCCCUGGGGUCUGCAACUUGCUCCCCUUUAUAACUGAAAAAUGUGGCGUUUCGUGGAGCUCCGGGUCCACAGCCAAGGCUUCGGAUACGGGGCAGAAACAACCUCCCGUCAUUCUUAUGACACAUGGCACUCGAGCCAUUGGUCCGCAUGUACUCGCAGAAUACUGGAAUGGAUGCCACGGCAAGGUGAAGGACGGAGGCAGCGGCAUGCCAGCUCUGUAUGAUAUCCAGGACAUUGCUCUGGCCUUCAAGAGGGCCAAAGCAGUGGCAUUCAAAGCAUGCGUGGCUGUAAGCGAGCAGCUCAAGGUUACAGCUUAUCACUCUGGUCAUGUUGUGGGAGGUUGUGCCUUUUAUUUGGAAAUCGGAGUCACAACAGUGCUAUUUGCUAAUGAUUUUAAUCUCACGGGUGGGCGAGUCCUGCUGCCGGCGCAAAUUCCUCGACUGGAACCUAGUACUAUGAUCACACGUAGCUCAUUUGCUGUGACAGUAUCGGAAACGCAGAGUGCCAUGGAGAGAGACCUUGUUAAGGUCGUCCUAGAGUGUAUUAGCUCAGAUGGCAAAGUGAUUAUACCAGUUUACCGCAUUGGAUACUUCCACGAGCUGCUUUCAAUCUUGCUGGAGCACUGGCAACACAUGCAAGACGUGACCGGAAAGUCUAUCAAGUGUCCAAUUUAUAUAUCAGACGUUACAAUGGAGUAUCCAAGCAGAUAUCUCCCUGUCCUGUCACGUACCUGUACGCCUGCUGUUCAGAGCCUUCUUCGUAAAAAAAAUUCGAAUGUUGCUGAUCUGAAGGUGUUUGAUUGGAAGCACUUGCAGCAGCCAGGACCAUUUGUGUUGUUCACGGGACCUGCAAAUAUCUCGCAAGGCGAUUCACAUCGCGCAAUCAAGGCGGUGGCGAACGACCCGAAAAAUUUGAUCGUACUUUCCGAGCAUUGCACACCUGGCACAAUAAACUAUUUGCUGUACGCAGAGCCUGAGCGCAAACGUGUUAAUAAGCGGCUUGGGGUGAACAUCGAGUGUGGCGUGCACUACCAGCCGUGUGGGGAUGAAGUGGACGCAAAGAGUAUUGUCCAACUUGUAUCACGAGUGGCGCCGCGUCAGGUUAUUCUCGACUACAAGGUUCCAGACGACUUAGAAUUCGUCAAAUCACACAUCCGGAAUUACCUUAAGAUUGACCCUGCUGUCAAUGAUGUGGUCGUUAAGGGAAUUAAUUCUGCAGGACGAACGCCUAUUGAGCCUCUUCGCAACAUUCCGCUCAGAAUCCACAAGACUAUGUUCAAUAACCCUUCUGAUGUACAGGGUAUGCUUAUUGCCGAACCCAAGCGCAAGCUGAUGCUGGUCUCAAAUGGCAACGGUGCACGGCGUCUGAAAAAGAAAAAACAUGCUCUCUUUUUUUCUUACUCUUGGAAAAAACCGGUCGAGCCAUCUCCUCGGGUCAAAAAGAAGUGCACCCGUCCAGCGUCUACCUUGUCUUUCCUUCUCUCAGCUGCAACCGAGUCAGCUGAUGAAGACGAUGAGAGCGAACAGCAGCCUCAAGCCAAUGUAGAGCAACUACUUAAAUCGUUGGAGACCAGUCUGGCCAAUUGGAUACUCGAUUUCCCUAUUGAAAAGCUUGAUCGCUGGCUUAAGCUUCGCACAGUCGGAAUUUCAGUGUCUUCUGAAUGGGAAAUUCAUAUGGAAUGGUCAUUUGAUGAUGAAGCGCUAGCAGGGCGAGUACUCGGCAUCGCGAAGCAGGUUGUUCACGCUGAAUACAAAAAGCUACUAGGCAAAUAA